Molecule: messenger RNA, 2250 nt
Organism: Pollicipes pollicipes
Lineage: Eukaryota; Metazoa; Arthropoda; Thecostraca; Pollicipedomorpha; Pollicipedidae
Exons: 4
Coding region: 81-1532 (483 amino acids)
Source: RefSeq, a predicted model, not a curated record
GCGCGCAUCCUCCGAGAGGCCAGGCUGGGCAGCCGAGAGUCGGAGACGGGUGCUCACUGACGUUAGUGCUGGAAGCCAACAUGGCAACCAUGGCAGGUGUACCGAUCAGUCAGCUACUCUCAUUGAUCCUACUGCUGCCGCUGGUGGCUGUCACCCAGGCAGCUGACGAUCUGAUCAAGAUUGGAAACAAAACGCUAUCCAGCAUUGGACCAAGCAUAUCUGGCAUGGAAGAGGCGACACGACUGGAGAUAAUCAACUGCAACAUUAAAGAGGUCGAAGAGGACGUCUUCCUUUUGCACCAUAGGCUGCGGAUGCUGAGGAUCGCAAACACCACUAUACACCACUGGAGACAUAAUAACCUUAGUUCCUUUAGAUACAUAAGCUUCGACAGGAGCACGAUCAUGGAACUGCACACGAGUGGCAUACAUUUUGCAGGUCUGGAUUUGGUGGAUCCACAUUUUUUUGAUUUGCUUACGCGUAGCACUUUGGUUAGAGUUGCAUUUGAUUCCUCUACGAUUGCUGUAAUGAACAGCAAUGCAAUUGAUCUUCGCGGGGCGGAGCGCUGGGCAUGGUUGGACAUGAUUCGGUGUAGAAUAAAAAGUUUGGAAAAUAGGGCAGUACAACUAAACCGAGGGCACACUUUUAGCAUGACACAAAACACCAUCGAAGUGAUACACACUGCAGCUUUUGCUGGCGUCUGCAGCAAACAGGUACGUUUCAGACAAAACGCUAUCAAAACUUUGGAGCCCCACUCCAUCUUUUUUGGAAACGAUACCUGUAGAAGGGAACGGAGCCUCUCGAAAUUCAGAAGAAUUCCCUACAAAAUAUCUGCUAACACACUGACUUGCGGACCUCAGCUGGACUGGCUGCGGGUGUCCGACGACAGCUGGCUCCCGAAGUUUGAGCGAGAGGACUACGCCGCGUUCCGCCAGACAUCGGUGUGUGCUGGACCGACGCCGCGCACGCCCGUGUGGCAGUACUUGAACACCACCGACAGAGUCGACUCGGCUCGGCUGGCUCGAUUACCGUCCACAUCAGCACGACCGGAGCCCGAGAGGACGCAGCGGGAGCCGCGCUGGCGUCUGCCGGCGAUUGUCGCUGCCGUCACCGCCGUGCUCACCAGCGUUGUCAACUUGGUCGGCGUCUGGCUGUGCGUCAGCUGCAGACGACGCAGGCAGCAGGCAGCGGUGGCGGCGGAGACGGAUGCGGAGACCUUGCAGCUGGCGAGUUCUGACCGGCGCGCAGACGGUGCGAAGUCCUUCAUUCCACCGCAAGCUGCCCAGCCAGAUGCGCUGGGAACUGCGGUGGAUGCCCACAACCUUUACGCUGAACCCGACAGGGAAUCGUCACAUCUGUACGAGACACCCACCUGGCUUCCGGAGUACGUGAAUGUGGGAGCGUAUGGCGUUCCCGCCCGGCCUCCCAUCGAGACACGUCCCACCCGGCCUCCCAUCGAGACACGUCCCGCCGGGCAGGGCGAGACGCGCCGCUACGAGAACCUCCACCGCCUGCGCCUGGCCCAACGCAAAUAGGUCUUGUGCUGUGCUCGGAGACCGCCAGAGUACUGACCUAGGGCUCGCACGCCGACCAGCCGGCGGCGAUUUUGCACACGAUGCGUAUUCUCGUACGAGAUUAUGACAUGCGAAAAUGUAAGGGAAUUGGCGGCUCUCAUCAGCUCGCCUACUCCCGCCGUCGCCAGCUAAAGCACUGAUCCUGUCAUCCUUGGUGCGCGCGAUAAUAUGCUUUUCUCCGGCAAAAAUAAUCGUAUGUAUCCCCUCUAUAUCGUGAUUAGAUGGCUGUUGUGCUGAUUUCUUGGCCAUGUCUCCUCCAAUAUUUGUAUAUGGUGUACAUAUUUGUAUAUGUUGUCAUCAAACUUGCUCAAUAUUGGUCUACCAACAGCCUACAAGAACGAUAUUUUUCACGAUGUGCUUCUGACUUAGUAUAUUUUACAUACAUAUUACAUAUUUAUUAUACAUAUUUUAUCAUUAUACAUUGCAUAUUAUAUAUACAUCAUCAUAUUAUAUACAUCAUAUUAUACAUCAUUAUACAUAUUUUGUAUACAUAUAUGUAUGCGUGUGAGUGUAUAUUACCCUUCAGUGUAUGUGUUAAAGCCGUAUAUAUAUAUAUAUAUAUAUAUAUAUAUAUAUAUAUAUAUAUAUAUAUAUGUAUACUCAAACUGUCCUGUUUGUGCGCAGGAAAGUUGUGUUUGAUUGUGUUUGCUGUGACCAUGGCCAUGUCUAGCGAUGUCUU